GAAGGAGCAAUGAUUAACGCACCGCACACUGCCCAUCAGCAUUGCUCGCUCAAACAUUAAGUAUCUUUUUUCUAGCUUCCAUUGUAUAUCUCGUCUGUGCUGCCUGAACACCAAAUAAAGCUCAUACGCCGAAAGUGGCUUCGCGCCCCCCACAAGAAGAUCGAAAAACUAACAAACAAUUACAGUUACAACACCCAAUCGACGGCACUAGCGCCGUCACGUCUCUGUCAUGUCCUUUAGCCCUGUUGUGAAAAGUAAACGAAGCUGUCCCACGGUUCAGUGGGACUCCAUCCGCCUGCCGGCGCAGCUGGAGGCGCUGCUGGCCGCCAGCAAACAGCACAGGCUUAACGGCACCAUUUCCGUCUUUGAAGGCUUCGGCUCUUUCCACUCCGAAAAUGUCGAGGACUUAAUAGCAAUGGACGAGGCGACCUACAAGCCUCCACCCAACCUCCCCGCCUUUGCCAAGCGCAUUCUCUCCCAGCACGAAAUCGCCACUGUCGUGGGCGAUGAAGAAGACCCGGCGGGAACCGACACACUAUCUUUAGUCCCUCUCGCGGGACGCAAGAGAAAUCGCUCGGAGGCCGCCCAGCGCGCGUGUGGCGCCGUCUCCUCCGCAGGACUCUCCGAUACCACGGGAGAGACACUGGGCAAGGACGAAGACGCUCUCUCUGGGGCUGGCUACUCCGACAGCGAUGACAACACGCAUACCGGCAGCGACGUGGGCAGCGUCGACGACGUGAAGAACCGUGCGUCGCUGCCAGUGGUGGGUGGGUGGACGUCCGCGGCGGAGCGCACGAUGAACAACCUGCUUUGUCGGCCGAUGGCUCUCUGCGAGAUGGGACGCGCGUUCCGCGAGCAGUACUUCUCUAUUACACCCAACAUGGUCUUCAUCAACCACGGCGCCUUUGGCAGCUCGCUGACCGGUGCCAUGCUGAUUAAGCGGAUGUACGAGGAGCAGAUGGAGAAGGAGGUGGUCGAGUUUGUGGACCGCGAGCUGCUGCCGCUCAUCGUCUACAGCAUCCGCUCCCUCAGCCGCUUCUUGCACGCCGACCCGCGGCAGGUGGUGUUACUGCAGAACGCGACGUUUGCGCUGAACAGUGCGAUGCGGAUGAUCGAGAAGGACGAUGUCGUGGCCUUCCUGGACACGGAGUACCUCUCUGUCUACAAGAUGAUGUGGUUCCGCUGCGAGGAGGUCGGCGCGACACUGCACGAAAUCGCCCUCAACAAGUUUCUGCACGACGACGCCGUCAUGGGCGACGACGCGGCGCUGACAGAGGAGUUGUGCCUCCAGCUCCCCCCGGGCUGCACGACGGUGGUGCUCGACUACGUCACCUCUACCAGCGCCCUCUGCUUCCCCGUCUUCACGCACAUCGUACCGGCGCUGCGGGCGCGCGGCGUGACGAAGAUCAUCAUCGACGGCGCCCACGUCCCGCUGCAGAUCGAUCUGAAUUUCAACGCCCUCCCCGCCAACGCUCAGCCCACCGUCUUCGUGGGCAAUUUGCACAAGUGGUUCUCCUCGCCCAAGUCGGCCGGCUUCUUCUGGGUGCGGGCCGAAGACAUGGACAGCAUGCACAGCGUGGUGCUGUCGCACGGUGCGGGCGAGGGCCUGCUGUCAGAGUUCAUCUGGGACGGCACCCGCGACUACGGCGCCUACCUUUCGAUUCCUGCCGUUGUGGACUUCUGGGAGACGCAGGGCUACGACCGGGUGCGGGAGUACUGCGCGCACUUGCUCUCCUCGGCUGCCGACAUGCUGACUAGAGCUUUCCACUCUCGCCCGGUUGCGCGUCACUCCCCGUUCAUGUCGCUGGUCGAGCUUCCGGUGGCGCUGCAGGACGAGUUGAUCACCACAAAGUUCAUCCAGGACAGCCUGCACGACAUCUUCCAGGUCGAGGUGCCCGUGAAGCGGAUUGAGGGUCGCCAGUACUUACGCAUCAGCGCGUUUGUGUACAACACGCCGGAGGAGUACGUGUACCUGCGUGAGGCGAUUCUGUCGAUUGCGGAGAAGUGGAUCGCGUCGCCGGAGCGGGCGCAGCUGCAGGCGCAGCGCGAUGCGGAGAGGGCCAAGGCGGGUCAGGUGACCGGCGUGGCCGCUGUCGUUCCGUGCAGUGAAAAGAUUCGGCGUCAGGGUGGCUGUGGCGUGUCGGGGCUGGAUCCGUCUUUGAAACGCAAGAAGACCACCAAGUUUGCCUAA
Leptomonas pyrrhocoris is the source of this 2191-nucleotide messenger RNA. RefSeq lists its product as hypothetical. Lineage: Eukaryota; Euglenozoa; Kinetoplastea; Trypanosomatida; Trypanosomatidae. The record is from RefSeq and is a predicted model, not a curated record. The coding region runs from base 230 to 2191 and encodes 653 amino acids. The transcript has a single exon.